GUCAUUUGAACUCGCCCAUUAAAAUUUGAAUUACAUUAGAGAUCGAGGGUUUAGGGUUUGAAAAAUCUCCAUUUUAGACAAAAGAGAGAACUUCCUUCCCAGCUUUUUGAGAGGGAAACCAUUUCUUUCUAAAUUUUUUAAAACCCUCAAUUGAACAGGUCAAAAUUUCAUUUGAAGGCAAUUAUCAGGAUGAGCACUUUAGUAAAUAGAACUCCUAAAUCAUCUGGGAGUAGGUCAUUGUUUUACCAAGAUUUAGCAUCACCAGUAUCCGCUCGUAAAGGGAAAUUUGCAACUCCUGGCCAAGCAGCAGCGGUAUCUGCUCUAUGGCGUGAGAAUUUUGGGGGUUCGGAUCUUCCACCCCCUCCUAUGUAUACAUUAGAGGACCGUUCAGAUUUUUCUCCUGAGUCUGGCAUUCCUGAUUAUCCUGUGUCGCCAGAGGUUAAGUCGGAUCCAAGAAGUCCUAGACAAAUUUCCGGGAGGGAGUUUAUGAUCCCAUCAAAAAGUAAAUCAGAUGCAAGCACUUCGUUUGCAUUGAUGAAUGGGCAUCAGAAUCAACAGGGUUCUGCAAGUUCUACUUGGUGGUCACCAGCUAAGGCUAGUAGUAGUGAGCAGGAAGAUAAAGGAAAAGGUUCUCCUGUUGAAGGUGUGGUUCAGCCUGGUGCUCUGAUCAUACUUCCACCACUAAGGGAAGUUGCAAGGCCAGAGAUGCAGAGGAAUAAUUUGCCUACUGGGAAAUUUGAUGAGGAAGAAUGGGUUACUGUUUAUGGGUUCUCUCCUGGUGAUACCAAUCUAGUUCUGCGGGAGUUUGAAAAAUGUGGUGUGAUCUUGAAACAUGUUCCUGGUCCAAGGGAUGCUAACUGGAUGCACAUUCUUUAUCAGAGUCGGUCGGAUGCUCAGAAGGCUCUCAGCAAGAAUGGAAUGCAAAUAAAUGGGGUACUAAUAGUAGGUGUAAAGCCAGUGGAUCCAAUGCAACGCCAGGCUCUGAAUGAAAGACUUAACAAUCAGGGAUUCAUGACCUUACCCCCUCCAUCAUCUUCUAGAAGCUCAGAGUUGAAAACAUUAGGAGCUUCUUCUCGCCCGUACCAUAUUCAAAAUGGCAGUAGCAGUGCCCGACAGUCAGGAGGUUCCAUUGCUUCUCCAGCCAAGUCUGUAGUAUCCAAAAUCUUUGAUGUGAUGUUUGGCAUUUAGGGCUUUUGCUUACCCAUACAGCUUCUUAUGAUCUUGUUACGGCAAGAUAAAUGAGUUCUUUCAGCACUUCAAGACUGACAGUGAGAGUCUUUUGUUAAUCUCCUGAGCUUGAUUCAAUAUCUUUCCAAUGUAGGAGGUGCUGCAUUCCUUGUCAUGAAAUUGUAAGACUGGUGAUAAAGUUGUUUAAAGGUCGAGAAAUGGAAGUAUAACAUCAUAAUCUGUAAGAAAA
Molecule: messenger RNA, 1417 nt
Organism: Ricinus communis (castor bean)
Lineage: Eukaryota; Viridiplantae; Streptophyta; Magnoliopsida; Malpighiales; Euphorbiaceae
Product: nuclear pore complex protein NUP35
Exons: 4
Coding region: 190-1188 (332 amino acids)
Biological process (GO): regulation of DNA-templated transcription; nuclear pore organization; NLS-bearing protein import into nucleus
Cellular component (GO): nuclear membrane; nuclear pore central transport channel; nuclear pore nuclear basket
Molecular function (GO): single-stranded DNA binding; phospholipid binding; structural constituent of nuclear pore
Source: RefSeq, a predicted model, not a curated record